Messenger RNA from Hippocampus zosterae (dwarf seahorse), 5019 nucleotides. It is a transcript of the gene lhx4, whose product is annotated as LIM homeobox 4. Gene Ontology annotation, biological process: regulation of transcription by RNA polymerase II; neuron differentiation. NCBI's taxonomy places the organism in Eukaryota, Metazoa, Chordata, Actinopteri, Syngnathiformes, Syngnathidae. Gene Ontology annotation, molecular function: RNA polymerase II transcription regulatory region sequence-specific DNA binding; DNA-binding transcription factor activity, RNA polymerase II-specific. The transcript is spliced from 6 exons. The record is from RefSeq and is a predicted model, not a curated record. Gene Ontology annotation, cellular component: nucleus. Bases 371 to 1540 code for a protein of 389 amino acids.
UCCCGCCUCGGCUCUCCUUCUCCACCUCCCGAGGAUGCUCCGAGGAGGAGAAGGGGGCGGGGCGGUUAUCCGCGAUGGCGACGCAGUCUUCUCAUUGGCCCCCGGUGAGUCUGCGCCGUGAUGACGUCACGCCCCGCCGCCCCUGCAGAACUCAGCAGCCUGUCUUGAUCCUGUCCCAAAAAGAGCUCGGCACGGCCCGGCAUAAGCGCGGACGCUAUCCCUUGGUGGAUAUAAACGAGAGGGUAGCAACAACACGAAUAUUUUGCUCCUUUUUGUCCCUUUUUUUCCCUUCUUAACAUUCGGAAGACACGAGAGGGGGAAGUGCGCCCACCGUGUUGCGGGUGUAUGUGCGUGCGCGUGUGGGAUCACGAUGAUGCAAAGUGCAGCGGUCCUUCCCACUGAGAGUCCCGUUAAGAGUUUACCGGACAUCCUGGGAGUGCCACUGCAACAGAUCCCUCAGUGUGCGGGCUGCAGUCAGCACAUCGUGGACAAGUUCAUCCUGAAGGUCCUGGACCGGCACUGGCACUCCAAGUGCCUCAAGUGCGCCGACUGCCACACGCCGCUGGCCGACAAGUGCUUCUCCAGGGCCGGCAGCGUCUACUGCAAGGAGGAUUUCUUCAAGCGCUUCGGAACAAAAUGUGCAUCGUGCCAACAGGGGAUCCCUCCCACGCAGGUGGUGCGGAAGGCGCAGGACUUUGUGUACCACCUGCACUGCUUCGCCUGCAUCAUGUGCAGCAGGCAGCUGGCCACCGGGGAUGAGUUCUACCUCAUGGAAGACGGCAGGCUGGUGUGUAAGGUGGACUACGAGACGGCAAAACAGAACGAUGAUUCCGAGGCGGGGACAAAGCGACCGAGGACCACCAUCACGGCCAAGCAGCUGGAGACCCUCAAAAGUGCCUACAAAAACUCCCCCAAGCCGGCACGACACGUCAGGGAGCAGCUUUCCUCUGAGACGGGCCUCGACAUGCGAGUCGUGCAGGUUUGGUUCCAGAACCGCAGAGCGAAGGAAAAGCGUCUCAAAAAAGAUGCAGGCCGCCAUCGAUGGACUCAGUUUUACAAAAGUGUCAAACGUAGCCGAGGAGGGCCGAAGGUGGAGAAGGAGAGCUCGGCAGAUGACGCAGGCCUCAGUGACAGCGAGCUAAGCUUCAGAGACGACCAGGUGCUGUCAGACCUGGGCCACGGCAACGGGCUCUACGGGAGCGUGGGCGACAUGACGAGCGGCGCCGUGCUGAACGGAGGCUUCUCGGUGGACGCGGCGAGCCAACCGUACCACGACAUCCGCGCCGGAAGCCCCUACGGCCUCCCGCAGUCCCCUUCCUCCAUCGCCUCCCUGCCCGGCCACACCCCCCUCCUCAACAACCUGGCCUUCACCAUGGACGCUCUGGGGGCGCAGGGCGGGCCGGGCGGCGUGGGCCAAGCUCUGAGGGCCAUGGCGGGCGGCCCGACCUCAGACCUGUCCACGGGUAGCAGUACGGGCUACCCCGACUUCCCCACCAGUCCCGUGUCCUGGCUGGAUGAGAUGGACCAGUCCCAGUUCUGAGGACAAAAGGCACGCAAGACUUUUUGUUUCCAUCACGCCAGCAGUUUUGGAAAGCCGUUGGAGCAUUUAGUCGAUCUCCCACUUGGGGUCCAUGUACAGUACUGGUACACUCCUGGUCCUCACAAGGACAAUUCAAUGCACCAGUACAAUGACCGUGUCUUACUAGUAACGCCUCUUCCGCUACCGGUGCCACUGAAUGCCUUGUAAAACAAACUAAACCUUACGAGUCAUCCACUGUGCUACACUAGUACACUACUAGUUGGUAGCAAUAGGAGCCUCCUGGAACCGAGUCAUAGCCCACUUGUGGUUUUGCUUUACUAGUGAUCUAAAGUUUUCCAACUAGUAUAUCAAAGUUGCACGGAUGUCAUACAGUACUGUAUUAGAUAAUAUGUUACUAGUAAAACACAGUCUUUCUACUAGUGUGCUGAAUUGUCUUACAAGUAAGGACAAAGAGUGGACUAGAACAUGAAGCCAAAUAUUGUACACACUAGUACAAUGACUGCGUUUUAUUCAUAACUUUUCUUCCACAACUACUGCAACUUUUGGCCUGCAAGUAAACAAUUAGUUAUUACUUCUAGACUACUAGUAGUAGCGGCACUCGGAACACUAGAAGGCCCAAGUAUUUGGCAUGUGUCAUAAUAUAUCCUUCAUUCCAGCUUAGAGUCCAUGUCCUAGUGCACUUUUUGUCCCCACUACACGUUCCUAAUGAGGCAAAACUGUGCACUAGUUGACAACUGCAUGCUUAAGCACAGUCUUGCUUUAUUGGUAACACGUAGUUGUCCUACAAGUAUGCAUAUAUAGAAGUAAAAAAAUACAUUGAACUAAUGUGACACAGUCCCUCUUUUAAUAGGCUGCAUUUUUUUUACUGGCGAAGACAAAGAGUGUACUAGUACGUGUACCUUACGCUGGAUAUUCUCAAUAAAGUUCCAUGUACUAGUGGUGACACUGCACCUCACUAGUAGUAGUAGUCAUAGUGUUGCUAGCAACAUUUUUCCACCACUUGUGCUACUAACACUACAUGAACUACCGAGUAAAUCCAACUAGUAUCCAGCUAAGGUUCAUGUACGAGCACAUAUUUUUUUCUCAAUAGUAGGACCACUUUGAUAUCCUAGUAGGAGAAAAAAAUGUGCAUUAGUGGACAACUGCGUGCUAUAGUACUACAAGUGGCAUUAUAAAAUUCAACCGGGUAAUAUCCAACGAGAAGUACUAGUCGAGUGCAAAUGUCACCUGAAGCAGAAUUUUGCCUCGUUGUUGUAGUUGUCUAAAAGAAAUACCAGUAAGUGCGAUGAAUUGUUCUACUCGUGAGGACAAAGAGUGUAGUAGUACAUGGACCUGAAAGUGGGUAUCAAGGAUAUGGACUAAAAGGCUGCAACGGCGUUCCAUAGGUGGUGGCGUGUGGCGACUGAAGCCCAAGGGAAACUCAACAGUGCAUCUUGCAAAUGCUGACUGGCCGACAACAAACCACAAUGAGGCUCGCUCAAGCGUGUCAGUCCGGAGGCGCCCGCACAUUUCUGACGGAUCGUCCCGAGCCUUUUAUAUGCACUUUACUCUCCUCGCCACUUCGAGGAGGAAAAGGAGAACGCAGGCGAGGGGUAUGCACAAGGCUGAGACAGUGUCGCAUCGGGGAAAGAAUUUUACAAGCAUUGUGGCACAAGUGUUUAUUUUGAAAACCCACGUGGAGUUUUUUUUUUUUCUACGGGCGGGAGGUCGAUGCUGAUGUUUUCAAACUUGUGUAUCUGUGGCUGCUUGACUUGUUCUCGUCUGUGUAACGCAGUGUGCUCUACAGGACACGCGUCAGUGUUUAAUGUUCAAGAGAUGAUUAAGGCCAAUUAGAAAUGACCCGAAAACAUUUAAUUGAGUAUAAACAAAUGCACCAACGUAACAUGGUAAGUUUUUACGAGACGUGGACAUCUUUUCAGAUUUUACAAAUGCAAAACAUUCGUAUGAUCCUACGAUCAAUGUUUUGGUCACCUCUUUUCUAAAGAUGGACUUUGGACCACACAACCUUGAUCAAGGAUGGGAAACUUAAUGAUGAAAAAUGCAUAUUUGGUGUUUUUGUUUUUGUUCUGCCAAGAAUUCGUCAAAUCGUGAAUUGUCAUUCAGUCUUCAUUCUACAUUAUUUCAGUGCAAUGAUUAUUAUUUUUAUUUUUUUUGCCUUGUAUGACUUUAAUCCAUCCAUGCAUUUCUAUCGCGCUUGUCCUCAUUAUGGUCACGGGUGAACUGUAGCUAUUCCAGCUGACUUGGGGCGAAAGGGGUACACCCCGGACUAGUCCCUAGCCCAACAAGGAACCAUACACACUCACAAUCGAAUAUUUGCAUAACUUAAGAGUCAUCAAUGAACCUAAAAAUGAUUUUCUUACUCCCCAGUGUUGCUCUUAUUAUUAUUGAUCACAUUCAUUUUUUUUCAACGAAGCAUUAUUAAAACUGAAAAGCCAUUUCUGGGGGGGGGGGGUGUCUGCUUGGAGGACAACUUGACCUGUGGAAACACAUUGCAGUGCGCCACAUGGAUCUUUGUUUCAGCUCUGUACUUCCCCUCCGUCUGAUCCGGGCUUCUCUUCGUAAUCUACUCAGUGAAGCGGGGAUCUAUCUGGCUGCGCCCGCUAUCAUCCUACUUACUGAGGCCAGAUGUGUUGUCAGCCUGUUCUCCAACGGUCUAGAAAACAGUGGCAAAGCUGAGAUAUCUGGCAGCUCAGUUUGGGGCUUCAAAAGUAAAGCAGAUUUUUGUUUUGUUUGUUCAAAGUGCAAUCGUUCAACCAACUGGAAGAGGAGCCAUAGAUGUGUGAAUGCUCGGAGAUGAGGAUGAACCCCAAAGGCUAUUGUGCAUCGAAAGUUACUUGUUUCUCAGCAUGGACACACGAAUGUCCAUGCUGAGAAGCAAGCACACAAGUGAAUACAGAGGAUUAUUAAAAUGGACAACAGCAAAUUGUAAUCAGAGAUGGCUUGUGUCCAUAAACAAAUUUUUGACCCUGAUUUCACAAAUGUCUUUCCUUUUUCCCAGCCUAUCAGGUUUCUGAAAUAGUCUUGUUUCACUUCUAAGUUUGACCUGUAUAAGAAUUUCAACAUCGGCAUAUAUCAUCAUUGAAACAUUUUUUUUGGGGGGGUUGACAAUUUCUGUUUGGCCUGUCAAAAAACACAUUUGCUGCAUUUUAACUCGACACGUUUUUGCUUUUGUCGACUGAAGAGAUUACGUAAUUAAACAAUCCCCAUUGUUCUUUCCCCUCAUCGUUACAAACAUGUACAAAACAUCCCAAACCCCUUUUUCUGUCUGCGUUGCCUCGAAAGUUUGCAUCUUAAUUGUUGUAAAUUGUGUACAGUUUGGCGUGUUAAUCGUCUUGUUUCAUGAGUGCUAUUUAUUAUUGCCAUGUGUCUUUGGAAAAAGAUGUAAAGGAGAGCACUGAAUUUAUUCAUUUAUGCCUUCUGUGUAAUGGUAUGAACUGUGUACAGUAAAAUCUAUAUGAGGACAAUAAAGAUGGAUUGUC